AUUGAACGUGUUCUGGGCACGAGAGCGAAAACGUGGUGAGAGGAAGAUCAAGAUGGCGGCGCACUGCUAAAUAUUUUUCUUGGACAUGUUCUGGAUAAUUUCUUAUCGUAAACAACAACGUAAUCCGUCUGCUCGCGUGCAAUAGUAAAACUCUGCCUCUAAAAGCUCCUUCGUCGAAAUGAACCACAGGAGUCGGAAGCGGAUUCGGGAGGCGAAGAAGGCGGCGAGGCCCGAGCUGAGAGGCAGCCGAGAAUGGUCGUCGGAAAACCUGAGCGAGACGUUCGACCUUUCCUUCGAGACGGUCAACGACAACGUCGAGCGGGUGGACGUCCGAUCUCUGACCGCCGAGGAGUUUGUCGAGCGCUUCGAGAGGCCGUAUAAACCCGUGGUGCUGACUCACGCCCAGGAUGACUGGCGGGCCAAGGCGAAGUGGACACUGGACCGCCUGAAACGGAAAUAUCGCAACCAGAAGUUCAAAUGCGGAGAAGACAAUGACGGCUACUCCGUCAAAAUGAAGAUGAAAUACUACGUAGAAUACUGCGAGACUAACAAAGACGACAGUCCACUGUAUAUUUUUGACAGCAGCUUUGGGGAACACACCAAGAAAAAGAAACUACUGACUGACUAUGAAGUCCCUACGUUCUUCAGUGAUGACUUGUUCAAGUACGCAGGUGAACCCAAACGCCCUCCCUACAGGUGGAUGGUGAUUGGUCCAGCUCGCUCGGGUACCGGGAUCCACAUUGACCCUCUGGGUACGAGCGCGUGGAACGCCCUGGUGGUCGGACACAAGAGAUGGUGUCUGUUUCCUACCAGUGCACCACGAGAACUUGUCAAGGUGUCAUCCCAAGAAGGUGGAAAGCAGCAAGAUGAGGCCAUCACAUGGUUCAGGCAAGUCUACCCCCGUACUCAACAACCCACAUGGCCUCAACAAUACAGACCACUGGAGAUCCUACAGGGUCCAGGAGACACAGUGUUUGUACCGGGCGGCUGGUGGCAUGUUGUACUGAACCUGGACACAACCAUCGCAGUCACACAGAACUUCUGUAGCCCCACCAACUUUCCCAUCGUCUGGCACAAGACUGUCCGGGGCAGGCCCAAACUCAGCAAGAAGUGGUACAGAGCUCUGAAGCAGCACCGUCCAGAGCUGGCAGAAGUUGCGGAUGCCGUGGACCUGAAGAAGGACACGGGGUUUGCGUCGGACAGCUCGUCCAGCGACAGCAGCUCCUCCAGCUCAGACUCCGUCUCAUCCUCCUCUUCUGACAGCGACUCGGAGGAAGAGCGCGGGAACAGCAGGAAGAGACAGAGACGCAUCUCCAGGUCGCCUGUUAGUCGGCGGCGGUGUGGUUGCGGAGAGGACACCGCCCGUGACGUGUGUGAGACUAAAGAACACCACAGUCACUCCGGCAGUCCCAGGAGAUGACGCAGGCUCAAACCAUCGUCCUACAUGACUUCCAUGACUUCGAUCUACUCAGACAACUGGACAACCAGCACCAGAUCUGUAGAAAACUGCAAAACAGCUUGUAAACGGACUCUAUGCUUAUGAACAAGA
Messenger RNA from Branchiostoma belcheri (Belcher's lancelet), 1549 nucleotides. RefSeq names its product bifunctional arginine demethylase and lysyl-hydroxylase JMJD6-like. Gene Ontology annotation, biological process: phagocytosis. The coding region runs from base 179 to 1420 and encodes 413 amino acids. The record is from RefSeq and is a predicted model, not a curated record. The transcript has 6 exons. Gene Ontology annotation, cellular component: nucleus; cytoplasm. Lineage: Eukaryota; Metazoa; Chordata; Leptocardii; Amphioxiformes; Branchiostomatidae. Gene Ontology annotation, molecular function: histone H4R3 demethylase activity; P-TEFb complex binding.